UUACACAAAUUCGAGAAGCACGACAUGAUUUUACUUUGGUCCAGCUCAUUUUUGGAGUUUGUGUAAAAUGACAAUGAUUUCAUCCCCCCCUGUUUUCUUUUGUGUUUUUUAAUUGCAUGCAAAAUAAAUGAAGACAUUACAACCACAGCAUUUGUAAUUGCAGUCAAUGUGGUACACACAAGUACACCGGAGAGAAGUUGAGUCAACUUUAAUCCAAUUUAACUGGCUGCAAGUGUGAUUUUGUUAUUGCCACAACCUGUUAUAUGCUACAGAAUUGCAGGGGUGCCAGUACUUUUGGCCAGCAGUGUAGGUGCUGACAUUGAUGAAAAUGCCUGGCAUUGAAUGAGUUAAAUCUGUAUUUGAGCGCUUAGGAGUAUGACGUCAGCCACGCUACAUGGCGUUCCCAGCAUUUUUGAGGUUGGAGGACUCUCCUGGAUACCAUUUGACAGGCCCCUGAACGACGUCAGUCUACGAUAUGGCCGGGGCAUUUCCUGGCGACCUGUCCCCGGCCGUUCGCCUGUAAAACACGGGACACUUUCUUUUAGGGCAGCUGGAACGUUAUUGGACGCUCUACUUCCUCAAGCUAACGCUACACAACGCCUAGCUUCUACGCAAGCAGUGCUGAGUACGUGGCUUUUCAAUGUUAGCAUUCCCCCCUUGCCAUAACUCAUUUUCAUCUAUACUUUCGCAUUGACUUGUUAUUCAACUAAGCAGUGUCUUUCGUUUGAGGUUUUGCGGGCAAGUCAGGUUUCAGGUUAGCUUUCAUUGCUUUCCAUUGUUUAUAUAGCGAGCAUCUUAACGACCCCGUUCACGUGGUGUGAACAUGACUAAAUCCAGCUCACACGUCACUCUGGGAUGGGAGCAAAACGACGUGCACUGAUGUUAUAGCCAAAUGUAUUCCGUCAAAUUCACGUAAAUGGAUAUGUGUUGGAUUCCGGUCUUCCUUAUCAUCGGUCUUGUUGACUGGGUAAGAUGUCAAGAGAACCAACACAUGACAGCAGAGGAGAAGAAUACUAUCAGGGAUCGAGUUGUUGAGAUGUUCGAUCAUGCCUAUGGCAGUUACAUGAAAUAUGCUUAUCCAGCCGAUGAGUUGAUGCCUCUUAGCUGCAGGGGGAGAGUACGAGGCAAGGAGCCUAACCGAGGCGACAUCGACGACUCAUUGGGGAAGUUUUCACUUACACUAAUUGACACACUUGAUACCCUGGUGGUGUUAAAUAAACUGGAUGAGUUUGAAGACGGCGUGAAAAAAAUACUUCACGACGUACGCCUGGACAAUGAUGUGGUGGUGUCAGUGUUUGAGACCAACAUCAGAGUUUUGGGGGGGCUUUUGGGGGCCCAUGUGAUGGCUGACCUCCUCCGCCAGCGCGGGGGGAGGAUGCAGUGGUAUGAAGAUGAGCUCCUCAACAUGGCUACAGAGCUUGGCCAUAGGUUACUGCCUGCCUUCAACACUUCAAGUGGCCUUCCUUACCCCAAGGUGAAUCUGCGUUAUGGAGUGCAAAACCCACUUUCACGUACAGGGACUGAGUCGGACACCUGUACAGCUUGUGCAGGAACAAUGAUCCUGGAGUUUGCAGCGCUGAGCAGACUGUCAGGAGAGUCUGUGUUUGAGGAAUAUGCACGGAGAACCCUGGAUGUACUCUGGGAGAGGCGACAGAAAGGAAGUGACCUAGUGGGGACUGUCAUCAAUAUUCAUAAUGGAGAGUGGAUCAGACGGGACAGUGGAGUUGGUGCUGGCAUCGACUCAUACUACGAAUAUUUAAUGAAGGCCUACAUUCUUCUGGGAGACAACGUCUUUCUGGAGAGGUUCAACAUUCACUACAGUGCCAUUAUGAAGUACAUAAGUCAUCCUCCCCUCCUGCUUAACGUGCAUAUGCACAAUCCUACUGUAAGCUCACGGAGCUGGAUGGACUCUCUGCUGGCAUUUUUCCCUGGCCUACAGGUCUUGAGAGGAGAUCUGAAACCAGCCAUUGAAACUCAUGAGAUGCUAUACCAAGUCACCAAACAGCACAAGUUUCUUCCAGAGGCUUUUACCACAGAAUUUCGAGUUCAUUGGGGCCAGCACCUCCUGAGACCAGAGUUUGCAGAAAGUACCUACUACCUCCAUAAGGCCACUGGUGACCCGUACUACCUCAGAGUGGGCCAGUCAAUUGUGGAAAAACUCGAUGCUUAUGCCCGAGUCCCUUGUGGGUUUGCUGCUGUGCAAGAUGUUCGCACGGGGACGCAUGAAGACAGGAUGGACUCAUUCUUUCUGGCAGAGAUGUUCAAAUACUUGUACCUGCUGUUCACGGAGAAGACGCAGCUACCCAUUGAUAUUGACGACUACAUCUUUACCACAGAGGCACAUCUUCUCCCUGUGUCUCUCUCCACCACGCAGCCAACAUGUCAAGGAAACAAAACGGAAACACGUGCUGUUGCCCAUGAUGAGAAUCUGUUCACACACACCUGCCCAAGUAUGGACACAUUGUUCCCAAACAACCCUUCAUUUGCUAAAAGCAUUCGGGACAGCUAUAAGUACCUGACGGGUGUGGGGCGAGCUGUCCACCCUUCUCCUAUCAGAGAAAUUGAAUUGCCACUUCAUGAAAGUGGCAUUGAACCAGUGGAAUUCCUUAAAAGUAUGGGCAUUUCUCUCCCUCCAGUCUACGAUUUCAGCACCGGAGAAACCAGGGAACACAAGUACCGUGUGAAACUUGUGGCUGAGGUGAGACAAACACUCGAUGAGGAGGAAGUGGUGCCUCAUGUGGUGCAGCUUAUAUCUCCUCCAUUUUUGGGGAGGACCGUGCUUACUGCUGGCCCUGCCAAGUUUGGAAUGGACCUGACUAAGCGAGAGCACGGCGUCAAGGGCAGCAUAGUAAAAGCCUACCCUUACAUGGCAUGUGGGCCACUAGAAAAUGCAGCCGAGCUGAAAGGCCACAUCGCCUUGGCACUGCGUGGCGACUGCAUGUUUGCAACAAAAGCCCGCUGGCUCCAGGAGGCUGGCGCCAUAGGAGUCAUUUUCAUUGACCACCGCGAGGGAAGCAAUAGUGAGGAGACGCCACUCUUCCAAAUGGUCGGCGACGGUCACUCCCCCGACGACAUCGCCUUGCCCUUGGUCUUCGUUUUUAGCCGCGAGGGUAGCGUGCUUACCGAUGCCCUGGAGAAACAUCACAAUGUAGACGUCCUACUUCUGCCUAAAGAGCGGCAGCUGGGACAUGGUAAGACAGAACAACCAGUUAUCAAUAUUAAACUUCGACUUUCUGACGAUGAGGACUUCAUGGAGGAGGAGGAAUCCAGUGGACCUGCUCUGAAGGUGUUUCAUGAUGGAAGCGAAGAUCUUAAAUGAGACAUUGCAUGACAGUGUGGUGGAAUGAGCCUUGCACAUUCAUGUCUAAAAUCACAAACCAUAAGGCCGAAGCCCUUGCUUACUGGAGCGUCAGACAGAGGAUAGGCACCCGCUAACAGUGAUGGUGAAAAUGGAGCUUUAAUCCUCUGUUUUGAGAUGAGAACAAAAGUAGGUUAUGCCAGGCAAGCGCUGUUCUCACAGUAGGGUUAUGGGCUAGUGCUGCGUGAUUGAACCUCCUCUGUUGCUCUUGGUUGGUACUGAUGACUGUCUCAGAACUUAACAUGUUACCUCACCUUCCAGAAGGGUUCAUGGAACGUUAGAAAGUGUUUUUAUGCAAUGUAUUCAUCUGGAUUUUGCACCUUUUUGCUCAAUAGUGUUAAUUAUGAGGUAUGCUGUUAAGUAUUUUCAUUUGAGAGGGUAAAAAAACUUCAGGGAAUUUUGUAAA
Molecule: messenger RNA, 3764 nt
Organism: Corythoichthys intestinalis (scribbled pipefish)
Lineage: Eukaryota; Metazoa; Chordata; Actinopteri; Syngnathiformes; Syngnathidae
Product: ER degradation-enhancing alpha-mannosidase-like protein 3
Exons: 20
Coding region: 917-3319 (800 amino acids)
Biological process (GO): endoplasmic reticulum mannose trimming; mannose trimming involved in glycoprotein ERAD pathway; carbohydrate metabolic process
Cellular component (GO): endoplasmic reticulum; membrane
Molecular function (GO): mannosyl-oligosaccharide 1,2-alpha-mannosidase activity; calcium ion binding
Source: RefSeq, a predicted model, not a curated record